AGUGUUAUCAAAGGCGAGCAAGGCGCCCAGGCGAGGCGCCAGGCGAGGCGAGGCGCCCCUCUGUCGCCUCGACUGGAACGCCUGGCUCGGCUUAGAGGAGGCGACGCCUCCGGCCGGAGAGGCGAGAGGCGACGCAGGCGAGAGGCGACGCCUCUUCACAGCAACGGUAAAGUGUGUUUUUUUUUUUUUUUUAAAAAAAAAAAAAUUAAAAAAUCGAUAAGUUUAUCUGCGUACCGUCAGCCAUUCCACCAGCAGACAGCCUUUUCUUCUCAACCUCACGAAGACGCUCCUCAACGGCUCAACCUCGACGACAACAGAUUAUAAAUGGGUGAUAAGAAUAAUACAUCUGGAUCUUCUGCUAGUAGUAGAAGAACGGACCCAGGAUGGGCACAUGUAAUUCAAGUUAGUGAAAACAAUACCAAUGAUCUUCAAUGCAUGUACUGUAUGAAAGUUUACAAAGGAGGAAUUAAUAGAAUCAAGCAACAUCUUGCUGGAGGUUACAAAAAUGUAAUUCGGUGUCCAAAAUGUCCAGAAGAUGUAAGGAAUCAAAUGCAGGAAUUCAUUGCUAAAAAAAGAGAGCAAAAAUCAAUUAUGAAUAUGGAAAGACCACCUGAAUUUGAUGAUGUUGAAGUACUGGGAUUAGAUGAAAAUGAGGAAGAGGAAGAGUUGAUGCAAGAAAUUGGCAGUGAAAGAAGAAGGCAAGUACUGGAAGUUACAGGUACUAGUGCUUUUAAAAAACCAAAAGUUUUACCACCACAAAGUAGUAGAGGGCCUAUUGACUGUUAUUUUUCCCCUAGACCUGCUGUUUUGGGAAAAAAUAUGAGGCAAACUACCAUUGAUGAAAAUAGUCCAGCUAAAAAGGAGUUAAGGGAGCGUGCUUGUGUUGCCAUAGCACGAUGGAUGUAUGAUGUUGGAAUAGCUUUUAAUGCUUUUAAUGCGCCUUAG
Molecule: messenger RNA, 945 nt
Organism: Hevea brasiliensis (rubber tree)
Lineage: Eukaryota; Viridiplantae; Streptophyta; Magnoliopsida; Malpighiales; Euphorbiaceae
Exons: 2
Coding region: 325-945 (206 amino acids)
Molecular function (GO): DNA binding
Source: RefSeq, a predicted model, not a curated record